Messenger RNA from Rhinocladiella mackenziei CBS 650.93, 1917 nucleotides. RefSeq lists its product as uncharacterized. The record is from RefSeq and is a predicted model, not a curated record. Lineage: Eukaryota; Fungi; Ascomycota; Eurotiomycetes; Chaetothyriales; Herpotrichiellaceae. The transcript is spliced from 4 exons. The coding region runs from base 1 to 1917 and encodes 638 amino acids.
AUGCCCCUCUACGCCUCUGUGCACGUCUCUCCUCCCAUCCCCAUCACCGGGCCCGGCGGCAAACCUGGCGGCCUCUGGUCCCCCAUCUCCUGCACACUAAUCCACACGGCCACCCACGCCGUCCUCGUCGACACGCCCAUUACAAAAUCCCAAGUCGACGCUCUGAUCACCUGGAUUGAACAAACGCUCCACAAAGGCACCCAGCUCAAGUACAUCUACAUCACGCAUGGACAUGGCGACCACUGGUUCGGCAUCGGCCAGCUGCUCAAGAAAUUCCCCGGUGCAAAGGCCAUCGCGACCAGGGGAACGAUCGAGCACAUGAAGGGCCAAAUUGAGCCCAAGACAUUCAAUGCGAUGUGGGGAUCGCGUUUCCCAAACCAGAUCGACACAGACUUUGUGUUUCCAGAACCGCUUCCGCAGACGCCGAGUAAGAAAUUCUACCUCCCCAGCCCUGAGAAGGAAGACGGCUACGAACUCGAAGCCAUCGAAGUCGGCCACUCGGACACCCACUCCAGCACCGUCCUCUGGGUGCCCUCCAUUCGCCUCGUGGUAGCGGGCGACGUCGUGUACGGCGACGUGCACCAAAUGCUCGCCGAAGCCAACACGCACCUCCUGCGCCUCGAAUGGGUCCGUGCCAUCGAACAAGUCAUGGCACUCCACCCCGUCGCCGUGGUGCCGGGCCACAGGAAACCGCACGAACUGGACGGCGCGUGGCAUCUUGAGAACUCCCGCCGGUAUAUCCUGGAUUUUGACCGGUUGGUGGAGAGCGGGAGGAUCAAGGACGGGAGGGAGCUCACGCGGGAGAUGAAGAAGCUGUGGCCGACGAGGCUUAACGACGGGGCGUUGAUUUUGGGGAGUAUGAUCAAUUCCUGCAUAUACCAAGAUCUGGCCGCGACUCAAGAGCCCGGGUCCACUCCUGAGGUAUACCGAAUCACGUCUAAGCACCUCCGAUGUCUUCCAAAAUACCCUAAACAUUUACAAUUGAGCUUUGUUUGUAUGACCCUUAGCCACCGCAUCAACAAGAUGGGAUAUGAACCUCAGUGUACCUCCCUGCUUGAAAGAUUUUAUCGCUAUCGUGACAUUGCCAUCCGCUCUCUUAAUGAAGAAAUAGACGUGAAGCAAAAGCACGUGGGUAUUUCCUGCGCAGCAAUGGAACUGAUUGACCGUGCUAUUAUUGAACUGGCGAAAUCAUCUCGAGGGCAUGCAGAGAUUGAUUUGGCUUCGUGGAGGUAUUCGAGCGUGGUCGAGCUCCAAAGUAGUGGAGCCGCUAUUGCUUUGCUUCGUCUUGUAUUCUUUGGCAAUACAACAUCUCCUGCAUCUGACCUCGCCAUGGCCACUUUGCACCUUGACAAUCUCGACUACCCUUUGCAACUCUAUUGUGCGGGAGAUCACCGAACGUGUCCUUCUUUGUUUGUCGCGGAGAUCAUCAGGAUAAAUCACCUUCGCUCGCGAACCACGAAAGACGAGUUCACGGAUGAGAAUCUAUCGCAAGAGACGUACGAAAUAUUGCGCCGCAUCGAAGAGUUUUCGCCGGAACAGUGGUCUGAAACUAAAGCUUCGUCACAAAGAGAUUGGAUGCUGCUAGCCAACAUCUACCAGGCUCCUGUGGCUCUAUACUGCAUCUCUUCACUCCAGAGCCUGUCGGUGCUGCACCACGAUGGGCCAUUGAGUGUACAAUGUGCCAUACAUGGUCAGCGGCUGCAAGUACAUCUUGACCAAGCGUCGUCAUCGCUGAGACUGAACCAAUUCCUGCUCUGGCCACUGGUGGUUCUCGGUGUGGAAGCUACACAUGGGCCCACAGGUGUGCGUACUUUUGUCAAGAAGCUGCUAACUGAGAUGGAGCCGUCGUGUAGACACCUGUGCGCCUCUGACCGCCAAAUCCGUUCUGGAAAGAUUCUGGGUUUUGGGCGGGACUAA